This is a messenger RNA of Oryzias melastigma (Indian medaka), 4311 nucleotides long. Its product is annotated as protein phosphatase 1 regulatory subunit 36. NCBI's taxonomy places the organism in Eukaryota, Metazoa, Chordata, Actinopteri, Beloniformes, Adrianichthyidae. The record is from RefSeq and is a predicted model, not a curated record. Gene Ontology annotation, molecular function: phosphatase binding. Gene Ontology annotation, biological process: negative regulation of phosphatase activity. The transcript has 11 exons. Bases 2149 to 3276 code for a protein of 375 amino acids.
UUUGCAGAUUUAACCAACAUCAGAUCUUGGCUGAGCUUUCAUAGUUGGCAAAAAAUAAAUAAAAGCUUUUACCUUAGAGAUUAGACUGAUAAAUUGGGGCUGGUAACUUUAUUUGAAUGCAGUUCAUCGACGUUCCUGCUCCAUGUACGUCUUAGAAGAAGGCGGGGCCACAGAUUCCACAGAGAACAAGUCAAACCUGUGGAUCUCACAUCAGUCAUUCCAUGUUUGUCAGAAGAGGAAGUUCAGCCUGGUUCACAUGCCAUCUUUUAUUCAAAACUAUAAAAGCAUCUCCAUAGAUUGUUAUUAACCCUACGUAGCCCCGCCCUCUUUCCCCGCUGCUUCAUAUUCUUCCUCAUGGUUCAGUCUUUCUGGGUCCCUGUUCUUCAGGUAUGAUCCUUAACACCAACCAUCUGCAUGUCAGGAUGGUUUUCCUUCUUUAGCCUCCUGCUGAUUAUCUGGAUCAGGGGUUCCAGAUAAUCAGAUAAAUUCAGUUUUUACAUAACAACUGCACAUGUGGUUCCAAACGCCCCCUAGUGUUCCUAAAAUCCUAAUUUCUAAAUAGAUGGACUUUAUUGUCUGUUCAAUGAACAGAAAUUCAUCUUUCAACACGGCAGAAGACAUUCAAAUUUGAUUCAAUUGAUAAAAGCUAAAAAGUUAAUAAAUAUAUAGAAAAUCAGAAGUCAUAGAGAUCCUAAAAAUCCCAGAAUUCACCAUCCACAUACAUACAAUUGCAGUUGUAGUUUGAUUUUGAUUUAAAAUCAAAUUUAGCAGUAAAUGUUGUGAACGCAGCUCUGUGCAGCAGCUGAACAGAGUUCACAAACACUAACAGGAAAUAAAUUAAACAAAGUAAGAUAAUUCAAGCAAUAAGUAACAUAUACGACUGAGUUUUAAGAAAUUUUAAACUGAAACAUCUGAAAUAAACACCUUCUGGACUAAAAUUCACAAUUUCUGAUUCGCUGCUGAAGUCUGCCCUCUGCAGGUGAAACCUGGAAACUGCAGCAAUCCAUUACUGUCAAUGUGUUUAUUAUGUACGUUUAAAAAAAGGCUUUCGUUAAUGAACAAAGAAAAGUUAUAUAAAUAUGUUUUUCUUACUUUUUAGACAGAAUCUAUUGAAUUGCAUCAAUUUUUUCAGGAACAAAAUCCUAAAAUCAAAUCGACUACAGGGAGAAGCUGCAGAUCAAUAAAUGUUUUUCAGUGACUUGUGGAACUCCGCCCCUUCAGGGAAACCCUUUCUCCUCAUCUCACACAAAAGAGGAAAAGAAAACACUGCUGCACACUGAUAGACCAGAAUGUGUAAAGUCGCUAUAGUUUUGUGUGUGUAAUAAACAAAACUGUUACACCAACACAUUUUUUCAGACAAUUUCUUUAGCAACAAAUCUAAUUUAGUAAACGUCUCCAAACCCACUGCGGUGUCGUCACUGUGAUUAUGUUGUGAAAGUUAUAGGAAGCAGAUCUUUAUUCCAGAUCAAACAGUACCUGCUGGAACAGGUGACUAAAGGGUCUAACUGAUGAAGAACUAUAGCACAGAUCUGGAUUCUGAUAUGGAGCGUCUAGAGCUGAUGGCUCUUAAGAUGUUUAAAAGAUAAAAAUGAUCUUCAUUUUAAUUAACAUAAAGAUAAUAUCUGCUGCUCCUGGAAGCUUUGAACCUCACGUAUGACACCAUUUUUUCUUUUUUUAAUUUGCUCUAUGGAAAUGAAAUUGGUGAUGCUCAGCGGUGUAGUGGUUAGCACUCUGGCCUCACAAGAGGUUCAAAUCCCAGCUGGAGUUUGGUGUUCUCCUUGAGCACGUGUGAGUCUUCUCCCACAGUCCAAAAACAUGUUUUUUCCUGGGUUAACUGUUGUCUUUUAAUUGCUCUUCGAUGUGCAUGUGAGGGCGUGGUCCUGCAACAAAUGGCAGGGAUAGGCUCCAGCAACCCCAUAGCACCAACAGGAUUUGAGUGGGAUCAGAAAAUGAAUGGAUGGGUAAUGACAUUAUUUUUUUAUACAUUAUUGACGUAUCUAAAAAGAAUCCAGUUAAUGUUACUUUUCUGAGCAGAAACUGAGCAGAAAGUUGCGCUUAUGUUUUUGGGCUGCUGCCACUAAAGAUCCACUAGAGAGCAACAGAGUGCCAGCACUGGCGGUUGCCAGGAUACGGAAUCUGACAACAGAGAUGGAGGCACAGCUCAAGAACACAGACAGCGUCGGUGCGGCGCCUCUUGGCCGCUGGAGAUGGAGCGACGAGACUCAGCGGAUGGAGUUUGUCAGCUGUCGAGCUGAGGAGGAGGAUGCCCUCAGGAGGCGGAGCCAGCCCGACACCGACUUCCUGGAGCUUCAGCUGAGAGCGGAAUGGUUGGCUGGAGUAUACGCCACCAACCAUGGGGGGCGUCACACCAGAGUGAGCAGGAUGGGAACCACUGAGCUGGAAACCUUCAGGACGUCUUUGAUGGAGCAGCAAGGAGAAACCGUCACAGUGCAGGAUGUCAAGCGCAAGUGUCAGAAAUCUCUAGUUCAUAAUAAGGUGGCGGUCAGUCUGCUGCAGGAUAACCACACGCCCCCUAUUCCAGCCUGUUUCUUGGAUAUCCUGAGGAGCAGAGAACUUGAUGAUGUCAUCACCGCUCUGCUUCUGUACCUGAGCUGCUUCCUUGAGCUUGAACCGGAGACGCCAGCAGCUUCGGAAGGCAGUGUCAGUGAAAAAGUAGCCUCUGACCAACAGAAGAACAUUUGGUCUAAGUUACAAGGGGCUCAGAGGAAGCUAGCUAUUAGCUACUUUAGCCUCAUGACAGAAAAGCAUCCACAGAAUCCCAGAAUCCACAAAUGUUUCAACAAAACAGAGAGUCUGCUGGAUGCUAGUCUGUACAGCUUCCUGUGCUGCGUCGCCUGGGUGGCUUUCCGCAGAACGCACAUGAAGGAAAUCCAACAUGAGGUGGGGCGACUGCUCUACUCUGACACCUUCAACGCAGCUAUUAAGGAGAAGAUGAAUGAAGAAUCAGAGGGAACCUCAGCUGUUGCAUCAGCCAGUCAAAGAACUACACUGGACCUCAGCCAUGUGGCCUCGCAGCGAUCCCCUUUGAUGAUUUGUCUGCUGCCUUCGCCCAAAGACCGCUCUCCCCAUCUGUUUUCGAGGAGCCGGGGGCGGAGUCAUGGCUCGCCAUGGACGAACCUUUGUUCCUCGAGAGCUUUGAUGGAGCAGUCGAAGGAGCGGCCAGCUUCCAGCAGUUCUUCCAUUCUUGGGAAACCUCUCAGUCAGUUCUGCCGCAGCAGCCUGAGACCUCUAGAGGAACGGAUGGAAACCCAAUGAAGAGGAGAACGUUACACCAGACUCACCUGUUUAUGUGGUUCUACUUGUAAAAUGUAUAUCACUCUUACAACACUUAGAACUAACUUAUUAAGAUCCUUUAUUUAAAAAAAUUAACCUGAGAAUGAAUCAAAAACGGAUUACAAGCGCAAGCAACAGUGUUUACUACUGUAUAUCAUAAGGUGCACCAGAUUAUAAAGUCAAUGAAUGGUUUAUUUUUGAGCUUAUGUCAUAUAUAUCAAUGUAUCCUCACUCCAAACUCUUCAUAUAUGGACGUAUGGUUCAGGCCCCCUACGCGCCACUUUUUGACGUUUUGGGUGUCCCCAACUCCUCAUUUUUAGUCAUGCUGGCUGAUCCCAUUAAAUCAUGGGUGCCCAACCCUCGGGACGCAGUACCAGACACAAAACCGGUGCUGGGUUAGGGUACUGGUCCAUGACAGGUCCGGUCUAUGUCUCGGUUCCAGACUUGUGCUGGUCUGCGUCCCUAGGGUCGGGGACCCCUGGUUAGCAUAUGCCUUUUGUCUGGCCCAGCACCAAGUGGCCCUCGGACCGGUACCAGUUUGUGGCCCAGAGGUUGGGGACCUGUGGUUUAAUGGGAACAGCCAGCACAUUAAAAAACGACGUUUAUCGUGUUGAAAAUACAGUAAAGAAAAAUGUUGCACCUCUCAUGUUUUGCAGAUGUUAAAUUAAUGUAUUGUAGAGUAGGGAACGGACAGGAGAAAUUGAGUGCUGCUGAAACAAACAGAUUACAGGCCUUUCAGAGGGUCGGAUACUGUUUUCUGUGACAUGAACCCGAAGGUAGGAUGGUCAGGUCAGUACAGAGUAUGAUGAGUCAAACUCAGCUGACAUGUCAUGAACGUUUAAACAAGCGUUUGCCUUCAGAACUCACUGAAAAGUUGCCAAAAAAAACAAUCCUGUUUCAAAUUUGAUAAAUGGACAUGAUUUGCUCAUUUCUGUGUAUUUUCUUCCCAUAAUUUCCUAUAGGUUUUUCUAAAAAUCCUCACAUUGUAUAUUAAAUGAAUGCAAAGCUGCCAACAUG